Hyaloscypha bicolor E is the source of this 1668-nucleotide messenger RNA. RefSeq names its product putative lactose permease. Gene Ontology annotation, cellular component: membrane. Gene Ontology annotation, biological process: transmembrane transport; carbohydrate transport. Gene Ontology annotation, molecular function: carbohydrate:proton symporter activity. The transcript has 4 exons. Bases 1 to 1494 code for a protein of 497 amino acids. Lineage: Eukaryota; Fungi; Ascomycota; Leotiomycetes; Helotiales; Hyaloscyphaceae. The record is from RefSeq and is a predicted model, not a curated record.
AUGCGUGGUCUCUAUAUCUGCUUGAUGUUUGCAGUGCUCACCUCGGCGACCAACGGCUACGAUGGGUCCAUGAUGAACGGGCUUCAAGCUCUUGAUCAGUGGGUCACCUCAUUCCACAACCCAAGCGCGGCUACCCGAGGACUUUUGAACGCCAUCAUGUCAGUCGGCAGCAUCGUUGCUCUCCCGAUCACUCCAUACAUCGCCGACAUUGCCGGAAGACGUGCCGGUAUCAUCACAGGAUGCCUUCUCAUGAUCGUUGGCGUUGUCCUUCAGUCAGCUAGUCUCAACAUCCAGAUGUUUAUUGCUGCUCGUUUCCUGAUCGGGUUCGGUGUUGCCAUCGCACAUGGUUCUGCACCAUUGUUGAUUGCAGAGCUUGUCCAUCCCCAGCAUCGUGCUAUCUUUACGACAAUCUACAACAGCACAUGGUACUUUGGCAGUAUCGUUGCAGCAUGGCUUACAUAUGGUACAUUCACAAUUAGCAAUGCGUGGUCUUGGAGGAUUCCUUCGAUUGUUCAAGCCGCCCCUUCAGUUAUUCAGCUGAUUGCAAUUUGGCUCGUUCCCGAGUCUCCCCGCUACCUCAUCGCCAAGGGCAAGAACGAACAAGCCCUUCAAAUCCUCGGCAAAUGCCACGCUCGUGGCGACGUGAACGAUGAGCUCGUGCAAAUUGAAUAUCGUGAGAUCCGUGAGACCCUCGCCCUGGAGAAGGAAUUCGAAGGCAACGGCUGGCUCGAGCUCUUCAAAACCCCGGGCAACCGCCACCGCCUCAUAAUCCUCAUCUCCCUCGGCUUCUUCUCCCAGUGGUCUGGCAACAGUCUCGUGUCAUACUACAUGAGUGAUGUCCUCAAAGGCGCUGGCGUUGAGAAUGCAAAGCUUCGACUAGAAAUCAACGGUAUCCUAAACAUCGUCAACUUCAUCACUGCCCUCACCAUGUGUUUCUUCAUCGAUAAACCCGGUCGUCGCCCCCUAUUUCUCUUCGCAACCGGAGGCAUGUGUGCUAGUUUCGUCGUGUGGACAAUCUUCGCUGCUGAGUUCAAGAAAACCGCUAUCAACGCACUGGGAUAUCUGGAAGUGACUUUCAUCUUCCUCUACUACGUAUUCUAUAAUUGUGCUUGGUCUGGCCUCCUUGUCGGUUACGCUGUCGAGAUCCUGCCGUACAAACUCCGUGCCAAAGGACUCACACUCAUGUUCCUCGCCGUCGACCUUGCACUCUUCUUCAACUCGUACGUCAACCCUGUCGCACUCGCGAAGCUGGACUGGAAAUAUUACAUUGUGUACGACUGCUGGCUUGCAGUUGAGUCUAUCGUGGUUUGCUUUUACUAUAUUGAGACCAGGAACACGCCCUUGGAGGAGAUUGUUAAGUACUUUGAUGGGGAGCAGGCGCUGCUGGGUGGUGAUCUCGCGACGGAGAAGGCAAGGACGUUGAUGUUUGAGGAGGGAAUUGAGACCGGGAAGACGGAUGUGGAUCGUUUCGAGAGCAGAGUGAGUACUCCGUAGUCAGGUAAAGUCAAUUGGAGUGGCGUUGUAGAGUGGGUGUAGAGACAGCGGUGACGUAUCUGAUGGGACAGGACGGUCAGGAAAUCUUCAUCCUAGACGGCAAAUCGGGUGCAGCGGGGGCAGUACCAGGGGAUAAUGUUUUCCGAAUUUCAAUCCAAUAUAAAUGACUUCGAG